This is a messenger RNA of Eimeria necatrix, 282 nucleotides long. RefSeq lists its product as hypothetical. Gene Ontology annotation, cellular component: small-subunit processome; nucleolus; 90S preribosome. The coding region runs from base 1 to 282 and encodes 93 amino acids. Gene Ontology annotation, biological process: maturation of SSU-rRNA from tricistronic rRNA transcript (SSU-rRNA, 5.8S rRNA, LSU-rRNA). NCBI's taxonomy places the organism in Eukaryota, Apicomplexa, Conoidasida, Eucoccidiorida, Eimeriidae. The transcript has a single exon. The record is from RefSeq and is a predicted model, not a curated record.
AUGGUGCUGCGGACUCUAACAGCAGUUGGUGCUGCUGUUUAUGACUUGAGCGGCUUCGGGGGUGUCAGUGUCUUUGAGCAGCAGCGGGACCGGCGGCGCCGCAAGAAGCAGCAGCAGCAGCAGCAGCAGCAGCAGCAGCAGCAGCAGCAGCAGCAGCAGCAGGAUGUGGUGCUGCUGCAGGACUUCGAGUUCCCUGCUGCUUCCUCCAAAGUCCGAGUCAGCCCAGACCUCAACUACAUCGCAGCCACGGGGGUUUACCCGCCCCAGGCAAGCAAACCCUAA